AUGUCCGAUCCGACUUUUUACCAACAGUUUUACUUGCCUCCUGCUUCCUCUUCAUCUUAUGACCCUCUCUCGUUUUCUUCCGCCCAACAAUCAAAAAACGAAAACGACUCGCAAUCAUAUCAUCAUCCUGGAACCGGAAACGACAAUGGAUCUCACAUACCUACAAGCACGAUAGACCUGAAUAUCCAUUAUCAAGAUUCUUACCCUUACCCUUAUCCUUAUCAGGUGCAAUACCCCUAUAACCCCACUUCUUCGACAUUUGAAUAUCAACAAACCACACAACCUCAAUCACCUCCGGGUUCUUUCGACUAUUCUCAAUAUACUUCUUCGUCACCUAUCUCAGCCUCAUUCUCUGUUCCCUCAGAAUACUAUCAGUCAUAUCCCAUUGCUCAAGACACAAAAUCCAACACUGUACCAUCGUCCUCGCCAACCCAGUAUCUGCCCCAAGUAGGAGUGGCGAAUUAUCCAUCUCAACCUAUAACGGACAUAGGAGUUGAUACAUUCCCACCAUCCGGUGCACAACCGCUGACAAUCUCCAAAGAAGGUCAAAUGAUGGAGAGAGGGUAUACUUGGCCUAUGCCCAUAGCUUUGGAAGGUAAGAUGCAGGGUAUGAAUUUGGAGAAUCAGAGUGGUGGUGGGAUGUGGCACAGCGCCGAAACUGGUCCGAGCGUUGUGAACGUGGCGAAUGAAAAGAAAUCAUUCGAAACCAUCAAUACCAGUACUUACCCUUCAUCUUCCUCGUGCUCGUGUAUAGCUCCGAGUAUACCAACAUGGGGAACGGAAACAUCAUCUUAUCAAGUAUCCACCACGUCACCGACUCAGCCUACUACUCCUCGACAGGCAUUCAUCUCCAAACCCUCAUGGCUAUCCUAUACUUCACCUAUCAACCAUGGGUAUCGACCUCAACUCUACCCACCUGACAAACAGCAAUAUCGAUAUUUCUCAUCUACACCCACAUCCCCAUCUCACAAGCCGCCUACACCAAUCCCACUCACCACUUCAUUUUCUCUACCUACUCCUGUACCAUCAUCUCCGACUUUCGUAGUCAGACCUUCUCUCGAGAUGUUAACCGCCAAAGUGGCUAAACCGAAGAGGAGAUUACCAAUUCCACCGAGAAUAAACGGCUGGGUACCACCCGAACAAAGACCAUUACCUUCGAGCGAUAUGGGUGAAGAAGGUAGACCAAGGAUGUUACCUGUCGUAACACCCGAAUACUUCUCACCCACCCAUCCUAACUUUGCCCACAAUACAUCUUCCACUUCCACCGUGAUAACCCCUUCCGAACCCCGAUCGAUGUUUGCGAAAGUAUCAGUAUCACAGUGCGAUACCUGUCUUCCACAGGUACAAACUCAGAGUCAAGAUACUUUCGCUUUCGCAAUGUCGAAUCCUCCCGACUCCUCCAUCACCAACCUGACCAUGCCCUCCUCGACUCACCUAAUGGCGAUAACCGAACCUCUAUCGAUCAACGCUCUAUCACCAUCCCAACCUCAACCUACCCCGUCAAGAGCAGUACUUUCCAAGAGGGACUUACUGACUCGACAACCCUUUGACCCUUCUGGAUCUGGAUCUGGCUCUUCCCGGCCUCGAACGGAGUCGGAUGCAGUACGACAGAGGGGUAGACCAAGGUCCAAGGCUGGUACGGCCAAGAGACCUUCGACGGGUGGAUCUACGUUGGGGAUGGGCACUUCGAGGAGAUGGAGGAUUGAGCAGAAGCUCGCGAGUAGUGUUGGGAUGAGGAGGUUCAUGUGCCCGGAUUGCGAUGAACCGUUCACCAGGAGGAAUGAUCUCGAGCGUCACCAGAGAUCAAAACAUACUGGUGAAACUCCGUUCGUCUGUCCGGGAUGUGAUAAGGGCUUUAGCCGGAAAGAUAAACUCGAUCAGCAUAUCGAGAAAGUCCCGGCUUGUAAGGCUAUCGCCCCACCCCGAGAGGAAAGAGUACGGAGACCGAACAACAACAGGGUUGAACCUGUUCCUAAUCCGCAAUCUCUUCCUCACUCUCAUCCACAUUAUCAUCCGCAUACGAACUCCACCUCGAGUUCUUUCCUUGAUCGAUGCGAUAUUCGGUUAUACAAUGCUCAUAUCGAUGACAACAAUUAUCAUCCGAUGAGUGUUACAACCCAACCAAAUCAAUCUUAUCAUAAGUAA
Molecule: messenger RNA, 2145 nt
Organism: Kwoniella botswanensis
Lineage: Eukaryota; Fungi; Basidiomycota; Tremellomycetes; Tremellales; Cryptococcaceae
Exons: 6
Coding region: 1-2145 (714 amino acids)
Biological process (GO): regulation of transcription by RNA polymerase II
Cellular component (GO): nucleus
Source: RefSeq, a predicted model, not a curated record